AUAAAAUUUGAAGCACAAGACAUUUCAGAGACUACAAAGCGGUUAGUACCAAACAGGCAAUCGAUUGUUUAAAACCUGUAGUGCAGUAGAGUACUAAAGUGUGUUUUUUAUUCUUAUCACAGGAACUUUUUGAUUAGCAAAAAAAAAAUAUUAAAUCAUAAAAUCUCCUUGUUUUCGUCUCCGUUUCAACAAAAAUUGUCGGCCUUUUUGCGCGAAAGAACAAACAAACAAAAUUUUCCGUUCUCCAUCUUCUUCAUCAUCAUCAUCAUAGUUCCUUUUUGCUCAAUGGUUGAUAAUGAAAAUUUUAUUGACAUAUUUUUUCAACGCAUACGAGUGGCUUAGUAGUGUUCAGUUUUGAUACUCAAAAGUGUUUUAAACAAAAAAAUCCAACAAAUUCGCCGUGAGUGAGAAAACCUUAAAAAAAUUAAAUUUUAUAAGAAGAAAUGCUCUGUGCACAAGAAAAAAUACAAAAAAAUUUUGUAUAUGAGAAAAAAAGUGUAAUAUGAAAAAGCCAAUAAGAACUUUUAUGUCAUACAACUCCGUACAGGCACGCCGAGUAAAAUUGUGAGUGCGCUGCUCUCUCUCUUCUUGUCAUGUCAUUCACACAUUCGGCAUCGUACAGCACACAACACAGGGGCAGAAGCGACCGAGUGAGUGUUUAAAAUUGAUUCAGGAAAUUGAUUCAUCGUCGUCUUGUUUUAAUAUAAUCAAAAGUUCAUGUGUUAUUCUUAUACUUUUUUUAUACAUAAAUAUAAAGUAAACUACAUGCAUAAGUCACACUACAAACAGUUAGUUACUAUAACACACAGUGAAAACUUCUGAAAAUAAAAAAAAAAUACAAAAAGUGAAAAAAAAUGUUAAAUAGAUAAAUUUUUGCAUCACAUAGAGAAAAAAAAAGAAAUUUUUUUAUAAAUUAAAGUUAACAUUGUUGUUGAAAAAAUACCGAUAAGAGACGUUUUUUGUACAAUUAAACGUAAAUUUAAGUGGAUAAAUCAUGGACAUUCUACCAGGAGGCAUCAGCGAAGAAUUUCACAUUUUUCGGGAGCUGCAAGAUAUUCACGACACCGGAUUCUUCUCGUCACAUUCCUCCAUCGAAGAUCAAUGGCAGCAGACAUGCUACGAGAUGGAACGCUACCUGAAAGAGGAGCCAAAGUCAAAUUUUGGCUCGAACCGAAAGUUACCGGGCGAUGAAAUUGACACGACAUGGGAUAUGUUUGCGCCGCCAGAAUCGCCGCCCGCCGUCAAUGGCACGUGGAAAAUGGAAGUAAAUCCGUUGUGUUUGAACAAAUUGCAUCUCGAUCAGCACAUGGAUUCGAUGUCGACGAUAUCCUCUUCGUCAUCGUGUUCAUCGCGUCUCUCGUGGGAUGCGUCACUGAGUUACGCCGUACUUGCUUCUGUCAAAAAGGAACCUCUUGACACAGAUUACGAAGACAAUUCCGACAGUUAUGAGGAAGUUUAUUCGAGCAGUAGCGGCGAAAUUACGCCAAGUGCGACCCCGACUGCGACAACAACGACAACGACAAGUCUCAAGAGGGCGUCAAAAGACCGCAGAAGCUCCGCAGAAUCUCAAAAUGCAAUAAAAUUCACGAUUGUGGCGCGAUCGCAAUUGACGCCGCCCUCGUCGCCCGAACCCAAUUCCAAGAAAUCCGGCGGAGAGACGCAAGGCAAUAGCAACAAUGCAACAGACUGCAGUAAUCAUAAUAACAGUAGCAUUAAAAGUAACCGCAAAUCCUUAGUUCGGAUGACGGAGACAAAUUCGACGUCGUCGACGACAAGUCAACUCACACGCAAUACGAUUGUGAAGCUAACGACAGCGCGACUCAUUCAUGUGCAUCCCACAAAGUUUCAAGCGACACAAAUAUCAGAUAGCAAAGCCGUUAGUAUUGUUAACCCACCAUCUUCAAGUACAAAACUUUCAUCAUCAUCAUCAUCAGCGACCUCAAAGCAGAGCAAUGAGAUAGUGCAGAGUGAUUCGAAACGCCGAAUCCACAAAUGUCAGUUUCUCGGAUGCAAGAAAGUCUACACAAAGAGUUCUCAUCUGAAAGCACACCAAAGAACGCAUACCGGCGAAAAACCGUACAAAUGUUCGUGGGAAGGAUGCGAAUGGAGAUUUGCGCGCAGCGACGAACUAACAAGGCACUUCCGAAAACACACGGGAGCCAAACCCUUCAAGUGUCGCCAUUGUGAUAGAUGUUUCUCCCGUUCGGAUCACUUAGCGCUCCAUAUGAAACGUCACGCAUAAGCAUCAUCAUCAUCAUUUUAGAGAUUUAGAGAGAAAAAUCUUGAAUUCUUUUAUCGCUUUAUAAUUUUUCCCCCCUAUAUGUCAUUAAGCCAUCAUCGUAUCAUCGUGAACAAAUUUCAUCAAUCAAAGCUUGUAAAAAUGGCCAAAAAUUGAUUUUGCUCAAAUUUCGAUCGAAUGCCAUGAUUUUUUCCACACACACGUACACAAUUUUUAAAGUAAGCCGAAAAAUUCCAAAAAAUCACUGCCAAAAAACAAAACUACUAAAAAAAGAUACAAAACGUAAAUGAAGCUUAACAUGCUAUAAUAGCGAGCGUCGUCACAACUACACCCCUCUUUAGUUAUUAAGAAUUACGCCAAAUCAGAACAGACCUCUGAAUAUAAAACAUAUAAAAAAUAUCGUAAUAUAUAUAAUUAUAUCAUAUAUAUAAAAAAUUAAAAAAAAAUUAUAAGAAAAAAGUUUAAUGAA
Culicoides brevitarsis is the source of this 2708-nucleotide messenger RNA. Its product is annotated as Krueppel-like factor 7. Gene Ontology annotation, molecular function: RNA polymerase II cis-regulatory region sequence-specific DNA binding; DNA-binding transcription factor activity, RNA polymerase II-specific. Bases 995 to 2242 code for a protein of 415 amino acids. Gene Ontology annotation, biological process: regulation of transcription by RNA polymerase II. NCBI's taxonomy places the organism in Eukaryota, Metazoa, Arthropoda, Insecta, Diptera, Ceratopogonidae. The transcript has 4 exons. The record is from RefSeq and is a predicted model, not a curated record.